UGUCGAUCAAAGCGAUCGAGAGUGGUUCCACGGACAGAGACGUCCAGUCUGUCUGUGACCUGGGGUCUCUCCCAGGCGUCUCUCCCAGGCGUUCCCCUCUCACUGAGGUACGCCUGGAGCGGGUGAUCAAAGUCAGCGAGAGAUGGGCGGGACUUUCAGUUAGACGGGUUUAAAGGCUAGAGAGAGGGCGGGACUUCCGAUGGAGGGUUACUUUCCCUUUUCCGUUACAUGUUUUCGAUAUUUCUUUGCACAUUUUAGGGAAUACUCUAUAUGUGCUCUCUUUGUCGUCGUCUUUGUUAUUCUUUUCAUGUUCUCCAUUCUCUCUCCGAGGAUUGUUGACCGGCACAUAGAGCACAUAGGAUGUGAGAGAAAGGAUAUUGCGUUCUGGUAUUACGGGAUAACGCUCUGAUCCAGGGUCCUCUCCCAGCCCGUCUGUGACCUAUGGAACCAGGAGGCUAAUGUUGACAGCUAGCGGCUGUUGUUUAAGAUACAUGCUAAUGUUAGCCAACUUCCCCUGCACUGUGGCUAGUUGAGGUGUAAGUUCAGCCAAGAUUUGCCCGCUUAAACACUUUUCCGGAUUGCAAAAUGAAUGCCAACUGACCACCAGCCGGCGUUCUGUCGAAGAAAGUGAGCCGUCUACUCAACACUCCCCAGUGGGCAGUGAGCAUGGAGCCGUGGGAGAGGACCGACACCCGGGCAGCACCCAUCUCCCUCCCUAGUCCCUACGUCACCAAUCCGAGGACCAGUCCGUUGUUUAUGAGCCCGGGACUGAAGUCUGACAGGACUGAGGGAGGGACUGAGGGGAGAGGAGGGAGGCCAGGCAGGAAUGGGCCCAGCAACCCUGGGGACAGACGGAACAGGAACGAUGCUGACAGACGGACUAGUGACCGACGGACGGGCGACGCUGGGGACCGACGGACCAACGACGAAGGCCCCCUGCCGCACACCGCCUCGUCUAGAUGGGAUCCACAAACCAAGAGAACGAGGCACCCAAGUGAACCCCAGUUUAAGGACCGAAGGUUUGGCCAGAGAUCCCCGGACGGAGCAGCAAGAGCUCCGAGGGGCCCCAGGUCCGCCCCCGGCCCUGCACGGAGCCACGGGGGCCCUCCGCGCACCGAGCCGCCCGUCAGGGGCCCUCCCCACGGGGGCCGGCCCCACGCCAGCCGGGUCACCUUCGAGGUCAAGAUGGCCGAUUUCCCUGAGCUGGCCGCCGCAACGCCAGGAACCUCUGCCCCGCCCGCCCCGAGCUGGGGCCAGAAGCCUCCCACCCAGGGGCCUCACACCCAGGGGCCUCACACCCAGGGGCCUCACACCCAGAGGCCUCACACCCAGGGGCCUCACACCCAGGGGCCCCCCUCCCAGGGGCCUCACACCCAGGGGCCCCCCUCCCAGAAGCCUCACACCCAGGGGCCUCACACCCAGGGGCCUCACACCCAGGGGCCUCACACCCAGGGGCCUCACACCCAGGGGCCUCACACCCAGGGGCCUCACACCCAGGGUCCCGUGUCUUCUAACAAGACGCAGUCCGUUAACGAGAGGCCGGCAGGAAGUCCAGGCCCACGCAGACACGCCCGUGAUGUCAGACCUGUGUCAGCGUCUCGCUCCCCUGACGGGGGAAGGCUCCAUGCUGUGAAACCAGGCCCUGUGAAGGCCUCCUCGGGGGGCCUGGAGAGACCGGCCUCUGCCUCCACCUCCUGGGCCAAUGUGGCCUCCCAGCCUCCGAGGAAACCCGCCCCGAGAGAGGACCCCUUCAUUGCCGCCCAGGUACCCGCCCAGGAGGAGCAGGAGGACGGCUCGUCGGAGAGGAAGAAGAGGAAGAGGAAGAAGAAGCCCCCCCGGACCUCGGAGGAGGAGCCUGAGGAGCCGACGCCCCUCCAGGAGCCGCCCAAGUUUGAGGACGAGGAGGAGUUCCCAGACCUGGGCCGUCCCUCGGCUGGAGCCUCCAGACCAACGGCCAGCAACCCCACGGCCCCCCCGGGGACUCAGAAAACUGAGAAGGCCUCUGGGAAGAAGAGCAAGGUUCCUCUGCAGCUGGACAUCGGCACCAUGCUGGAGGUGCUGGAGAGGAAGCAGCAAUCCCAGAAGUCCAAACACGAUGCCAAGCCACUCUACCUGUCAGUGGGAGGAGCCUGUCCCGUGAGUCUGAAGCAGCCAUUGGUCCAGAAGAAGGGGGCGUGGCAGCAGGACAAGUUUGCGCACAACCCCCUCGACUCGACGGUGGUGGUGAAGAAGGGCAAGCAGAGGGAGGUGCCCAAGGCCAAGAAACCCACCCAGCUGAAGAGGGUGAUCCUAAAGGAGCGAGAGGAGAGGAAGCAGAACCGGCUGCUCCAGGAGAGGGUGGUGGACCCCAACCAGGACCCCAGACCGGACCAGGACAGGGCUGUGGACCCCCACCAGGACCCCAGGCCGGACCAGGACAGGGCUGUGGACCCCCACCAGGACCCCAGGCCGGACCAGGACAGGGCUGUGGACCCCCACCAGGACCCCAGGCCGGAUGAACCCUCAGCCGGAGAGCAGGCCCUGAGCGGGGACACGGGGGAGGAGCCAGCGGACCAGAGACACCUGGCCGACUCAGACGCUGAGGAAGAGCGAGAGGAGGAGGAGCAGCAGGAGAGAGGAGCCGGCCACUGUGGAGCCCUCCCCCCCCCCACCCCCCACAACCCGCCCAAAAUCCACAGCAGGAAGUUCAGAGACUACUGCAGCCAGGUCCUGAGUAAGGAGGUGGAUGAGUGUGUGAGUGCGCUGCUACGCGAGCUGGUGCGUUUCCAGGACCGGCUCUACCAGAAGGACCCCAUGAAGGCGCGCAUGAAGAAGCGUCUGGUCAUGGGUCUGCGCGAGGUCCUCAAGCACCUGCGGCUCGGCAAGGUCAAGUGUGUCGUCAUCUCGCCCAACUGUGAGAGGAGCCAGUCCAAAGGUGGUCUGGACGAGGCGCUCCACACCAUCAUAGAGACGUGCCGGCAGCGGGCCGUGCCCUUCGUGUUCGCCCUCUCCAGGAAGGCCCUGGGCCGCUGCGUCAACAAGGCCGUGCCCGUCAGCCUGGUGGGCAUCUUCAACUACGACGGGGCGCAGGACUUCUACCAUAAGAUGAUCGAGCUGUCCUCAGAGGCCAGGAAGGCGUACGAGGAGGUGCUGGAGCGCGUGGAGCUGGGGGGGCAGCCGGAGGAGGAGGGGGUGGAGGAGGACCCAGGACAGCAGCGCCUCCGCCCUGGUGCCCCCCCUCCCCCCCCGGCCCGGGUGGAGGAGAAGGAGGAGCCAGAGUACAUUAAGCUGUGGAGGAAGAUGCUGGAGAAUGAUUGCAGUCACCCGUUCCUGACCUUUGAGGAGCAGCUGGGCUCGCUGCGUCUGGACGGAGAAGAACCGCGGGAGCGAGCUGAGCAGAGCUGACCCUGAGCACCCCCCCCCCCCCGCCCCCGCCCC
Messenger RNA from Gadus chalcogrammus (walleye pollock), 3417 nucleotides. Its product is annotated as selenocysteine insertion sequence-binding protein 2-like. The transcript is spliced from 18 exons. Gene Ontology annotation, biological process: selenocysteine incorporation. Gene Ontology annotation, molecular function: mRNA 3'-UTR binding; selenocysteine insertion sequence binding; ribonucleoprotein complex binding. Gene Ontology annotation, cellular component: ribonucleoprotein complex. Lineage: Eukaryota; Metazoa; Chordata; Actinopteri; Gadiformes; Gadidae. The record is from RefSeq and is a predicted model, not a curated record. The coding region runs from base 667 to 3384 and encodes 905 amino acids.